UUUUAUAAUUCGAUAAAAGUAGCAUCUUUUUGAAGACGUAUAUGUGUAUUUAUACACGUGUUAAAUGAAGAGAAAAACCAAGGAGCAGAAAAAGCAAUGUCGUUCUAAUAAGUCUGCUACAAAGCGAACUAUGGAUGAAAAAAGUAGAAAAAAUACUCAGCGUAUGAUUCCACACACGGAACGAAAUGCCUCCGGUCGUAAUUGGGAGAUAUUUAAGAAUUUAGUAUUUAAUGUUCCACCAUUGAAUUCAGACACUUCUGGUAAAGAGAAUAUUAAGAAAAAGUCAUCUCCACCUCAAAAGUCAAGGAAGAAGCAUCAUCCAUCUGUGGUGAAUGGAGAUCAUGUAUCAUCAACUAUUGAGGAAGAAGGUUUUGAUGAAAAUAAAAAGAAAUUAACAAAACAGGUAGCAAUGGAUUGUGAAAUGGUAGGCAUAGGGGAUGGCACUGAAAGUAUGAUAGCUAGAGUGUCUAUUGUGAACCGGCAUGGCUUCUGUGUAUAUGAUAAAUACGUAAAGCCAAGGGAACCUGUUCAAGACUACAGAACUGAAGUUAGUGGUAUUAGGCCUCAUAAUCUUCAAGAUGGAGAAGAAUUUGAGGUUGUUCAAAAAGAGGUAGCAGAUAUUUUAAAAGGCCGUAUUUUAGUUGGUCAUGCAUUAAAGCAUGAUCUUGAUGUAUUAUAUCUGUCUCAUCCAAGGAAACACCUACGUGAUACUUCUAGGUUUAAAACCUUUAAAAAAUUAUCUAGAGGAAAUACACCUAGUUUAAAGAAGCUUACACAUGAAUUAUUAGGCAGAGAAAUACAGACAGGGGAGCAUAAUUCAAUUGAAGAUGCAACAGCUGCAAUGCAAUUGUAUAUGCUAUACAGAAAUAAGUGGGAGCUUGAAUUCUAUUCUACACGAUAG
Messenger RNA from Habropoda laboriosa, 901 nucleotides. RefSeq names its product RNA exonuclease 4. Gene Ontology annotation, biological process: rRNA processing. The record is from RefSeq and is a predicted model, not a curated record. The transcript has 2 exons. Gene Ontology annotation, molecular function: 3'-5' exonuclease activity; nucleic acid binding. The coding region runs from base 65 to 901 and encodes 278 amino acids. Gene Ontology annotation, cellular component: nucleus. Lineage: Eukaryota; Metazoa; Arthropoda; Insecta; Hymenoptera; Apidae.